Lotus japonicus is the source of this 3009-nucleotide messenger RNA. Its product is annotated as myosin-binding protein 3-like. Gene Ontology annotation, molecular function: myosin binding. The transcript is spliced from 4 exons. Lineage: Eukaryota; Viridiplantae; Streptophyta; Magnoliopsida; Fabales; Fabaceae. The coding region runs from base 257 to 2788 and encodes 843 amino acids. The record is from RefSeq and is a predicted model, not a curated record.
GUUUUUAGUGAAAAAAGACAAAUUUUUCUAUCUCUGAUCAGAAAUUGUCUCUCUGCACUUCAUCCUGUCUCUUUCUCCCUCAUCAACCUGCAGAACAGCCUUCUAGCUCUAGCUCCUUGAGAUUUAUGAUAGAUAGAUACCUCAUCUAUCUUGGGGAUGAAAUUCUGGGCCUUGAGUUGGAUGGCUGGGAUUUGAGUAAUGACUUUCCCCGUCUCGAAUCUCACCGAUUCGCAGAGCGAUUGUGGCGUGUAGAUAGAUGGCAGCAAGUGGAAGAAGAGGAGCUUCAUUUGCCAAAGCAAAGAGGAUGCAGGGUUUCAUUCCCAUUCUCACAUCUGCAGCUUGUGAGUGGUUUUUGAUAUUCCUGCUGCUAGUGGAUUCUGUGCUAUCAUAUCUGCUGACAAAGUUUGCAAGUUAUUGCCAAUUGCCAUUGCCUUGUUUGUUAUGUUCUAGGCUUGAAAAGCCAGAGUUCUAUGAGAACCUGUUUUGCAGCCAUCACAAAUCAGAAAUAUCAUCUCUGAUAUUGUGUCAUGUUCAUGGCAAGCUCGCGGAUGGUCAUAGGAUGUGUGAUGAUUGUCUUCUGUCAGUCACCGCAAACGUUAAACGCAACACCAAGACUCACAGGUUGUUGGUGGGCAAAUUGGGGAUGAACCUUGGUGGUUCUGGUUCACUGAGCAGAGAUUUGUUUACUGGCCCUAAGGUAUCAAGGCCAUGUACUUGUUGUGGCAGGCUCUGGAAGUCAGAACAGAAAUCACCGGGGAGAGCUGUUCUUAAGCCAUACAUUCCGUUGCCACAUGUACCGAGGCAAAGCCGUUUGAAUCACCGGGGCAACAUAAAGAAAACAAGGGAUAAGUUUUGUGGAUCAGAAGGAAAAAACAUUUUUAAUCCAUUAUCUAAUGUUGGGUACAGUGUGCUGAGACUUACUUCUGAUUCCGAGUCUGAGUUUCCAUUUUCUGAUGAGGAUGAUGUUGGAAGUGUAUUUCAUGAAGACAUGGAAGUUUCCAAUGGCCCAAGAGCUAAAUUGACAUCAAUAACUCCCCCAAAUUGUGUUCCGAGCGAUAUGAAUCCAGCAAAGGAAAACGGUGGUUCUCCCAAACACAAGCCUUUGGUUAAUGUCAGCAAUCACCAAAAUGUGAAUGACAACAUUGUGUUAGAAAUGAAAUUGCAGCAAGAGAAUCAAAAGUCAAUGAUUUAUGACCUGCCUGAGCUCAUUUCACUAGAUGAGGUUUCACCAUCACCUAUUGUUGUGAAUGUUUCUACUAGAGAAUCAGAAGCAGAAGAGAGCAAGAACACUUCUCUUUCUCAGAAUUCUCUUCCUGCUUUCCUGUCCGAGCUUAUGAGUUUCGAUGGCACUCUUGCACAUGCCCAAGCAUCGUCAGAAAAAUCUGUAGGUCUUCCACAAGCACAUGAUACAGAAAUCGUAUCUGAAAAGUAUGGGCAAGUCUCAGAGAAGAUUGGUAGCAAUGAAUCAUCUAAUGCAACUGAAUCAGUGGUAUGUGAUUCUGCUCCUACAAGUCCUAGACAAGAGAACUCAAUUACCAUGGGUAAAUAUCCUGUCAUGACUAAGGAAAGAGAAGUAACUGAUUUUGUCAUAGAACAAUCAACGACCGAGGAAAUAGAUAAAGUCAAGGAAGAUGUGGAGCUAUCACCAUCACACAGUUCUUCUCUUGAUGGGUCUAAUCAUGUUCACUCUCCAGAGAUGCAAGGUGAGACUUCUAGUCCAAAUCGGACUCAGGAACUUCAAAAGUCACCAUCAGUAGAAUCUGGUCUUGAAUCUCUGGAUGGAGGCAAUGUCGAUGAAAUUGAAGGGGAGUCUGUUGUUGAUCGAUUAAAACGACAGGUUGAGUAUGACAAGAAAUGCAUGGAUGCUUUACACAAGGAACUGGAGGAAGAAAGAAAUGCUGCUUCUAUUGCUGCAAAUGAAGCAAUGUCUAUGAUUACAAGGUUACAGGAGGAGAAAGCAGCGCUGCAAAUGGAGGCUCUUCAAUACUUAAGAAUGAUGGAAGAGCAAGCAGAAUAUGAUAAUGAUGAAUUGGAUAAAGUUAAUGAUCUACUAACAGAAAAGGAAAAGGAGAUACAAGAUUUGGAAGCUGAGUUGGAAUUUUAUCGGUCAAACUUCAUGGAUGAGCCUGUGGACCACAAUAUACAUGAGGAAAGUGGAGAUCCAAAAGAAGAAAAUAUUACAACACAAAAUAUCAGUGUGCAUAACAUCACAGAUAGUACUGUAUACAAAUUUCCCCAUCCACAGUUUGCUGAAGCUUCUGAAGUCAGUCAUGAAGCUGCGAGUAGAACAUCUUUUUUAGAAUUUGAAGAGGAAAAGCUGUACAUUUCACAAUGUUUGAAAAGCGUGGCAAAGAAGCUUCAUCAAUUUUCUUGUAAUGAAAUCAGUGAAUUGAAUCAACAAGGAGCUACUAACGGUGAAGGGCCGUGUUUAGAUGGUCAUGAAGAGAUUGAUUCGUCCAUACAGAAAAGUAUUAUGUCGAAUGUAAAUCAUAAAGACAAGGAUGCUUCAGUAGCUUCAGAUAGUGAUGAUUGUUCUAUUAGUAUAGAAAACAAUCAUUCUAUAUCUGUUGGACCAAAAACUCCCACGCCUAGAAGAGAAGCUGAGCUGGUUGCUCUAGAAAAUGAAAUAUCAGACCUUAAUGAGAGGUUGGACGCACUCGAAUUCGAUCAUGAUCUUCUUGAACACAUAAUAAAUUCUCUUCAAAAUGGAAGUGAUGGAAAAGAGUUUAUUCAAGACAUAGCUCAUCAAUUGCGUGAGCUACGGAAAGUUGGAAUAAAAUCAAGAUGAUGCUUGCAAGAUCAGAAUGCGAACUCAAGAAAACAGGAAGAAAAAAAAAAUGAAACUUGUAGUCUUCUGAUGACAAUGGGCAAAAUAUUACAGAAUCACAGAAUCAUGUUUUAUUUUUUUGAUAUGCAUGUAUAUUGUGGAAAGCCAUGAUAUCUUAUGUGAACAAGUACAUAGAGUAGUAAUAGCAAUAGUUAACUCUGGUUUUGGUCUCUUGAUCCUUA